Messenger RNA from Pan troglodytes (chimpanzee), 7736 nucleotides. It is a transcript of the gene GABRB2, whose product is annotated as gamma-aminobutyric acid type A receptor subunit beta2. The record is from RefSeq and is a predicted model, not a curated record. Bases 662 to 2086 code for a protein of 474 amino acids. Gene Ontology annotation, molecular function: extracellular ligand-gated monoatomic ion channel activity; GABA-A receptor activity. NCBI's taxonomy places the organism in Eukaryota, Metazoa, Chordata, Mammalia, Primates, Hominidae. Gene Ontology annotation, cellular component: membrane. The transcript has 10 exons. Gene Ontology annotation, biological process: monoatomic ion transmembrane transport.
AGAUAAACUCGGGAGUACCCGGAGAGCCGCUGGUUUGGACUCCGGUUCCUUCGGACGGCCUUGUGUCCCCAGACUCGUAGCACCUCACGCCGCCCGUGGCUCCUCUCUUUCCCUGGAGCGGAGAGAAGACUUCUUUUGUGAAUUGAGUAUCUCCCUCCCCCAAUUUCCCCACCCCAAGCUUGCUGCCUCCUCCGGGUCCCGGCGGCCACGGCGAGGCGGCCUGAGCUUCAGGAGGAAGGGAAGAGGCAGCCUCUGGGUGUGCGAGUCCCCUGGGCGCGGGGAAGGGAAGAAGAGGACGAGGUGGCGCGGAGACCGCGGGAGAACACAGUGCCUCCGGAGGUGGGGGGCUCUUCCUCAUUUUGCCUGCCUUCUAGGGACCGCUCGGGCUUCUUGUAUCCAGAGGUACAGCCCCUGAACAGCCGGGAAUCCCCGUCCCCUGUCCCGGACGAGGGGCCGGGGGCGCCAGCUCCGCACGCCGCGGGAGUGGGCGGCAAGCGCGGGCCUGCGAGGAAAUCUGCUCGGUCCCCGGCAGCCGCCGCUUCCCCUUUGAUGUUUUGGUACGCCGUGCGCAUGCGCCUCACAUUAGAAUUACUGCACUGGGCAGACUAAGUUGGAUCUCCUCUCUUCAGUGAAACCCUCAAUUCCAUCAAAAACUAAAGGGAUGUGGAGAGUGCGGAAAAGGGGCUACUUUGGGAUUUGGUCCUUCCCCUUAAUAAUCGCCGCUGUCUGUGCGCAGAGUGUCAAUGACCCUAGUAAUAUGUCGCUGGUUAAAGAGACGGUGGAUAGACUCCUGAAAGGCUAUGACAUUCGUCUGAGACCAGAUUUUGGAGGUCCCCCCGUGGCUGUGGGGAUGAACAUUGACAUUGCCAGCAUCGAUAUGGUUUCUGAAGUCAAUAUGGAUUAUACCUUGACAAUGUACUUUCAACAAGCCUGGAGAGAUAAGAGGCUGUCCUAUAAUGUAAUACCUUUAAACUUGACUCUGGACAACAGAGUGGCAGACCAGCUCUGGGUGCCUGAUACCUAUUUCCUGAACGAUAAGAAGUCAUUUGUGCACGGAGUGACUGUUAAGAACCGCAUGAUUCGCCUGCAUCCUGAUGGCACCGUCCUUUAUGGACUCAGAAUCACAACCACAGCUGCCUGCAUGAUGGACCUAAGGAGGUACCCACUGGAUGAACAAAACUGCACCUUGGAAAUUGAGAGCUAUGGAUACACAACUGAUGACAUUGAGUUUUACUGGCGUGGCGAUGAUAAUGCAGUAACAGGAGUAACGAAAAUUGAACUUCCACAGUUCUCUAUUGUAGAUUACAAACUUAUCACCAAGAAGGUUGUUUUUUCCACAGGUUCCUAUCCCAGGUUAUCCCUCAGCUUUAAGCUUAAGAGAAACAUUGGCUACUUUAUCCUGCAAACAUACAUGCCUUCCAUCCUGAUUACCAUCCUCUCCUGGGUCUCCUUCUGGAUUAAUUACGAUGCUUCAGCUGCAAGGGUGGCAUUAGGAAUCACAACUGUCCUCACAAUGACCACAAUCAACACCCACCUCCGGGAAACUCUCCCUAAAAUCCCCUAUGUGAAGGCCAUUGACAUGUACCUGAUGGGGUGCUUUGUCUUCGUUUUCAUGGCCCUUCUGGAAUAUGCCCUAGUCAACUACAUCUUCUUUGGGAGGGGGCCCCAACGCCAAAAGAAAGCAGCUGAGAAGGCUGCCAGUGCCAACAAUGAGAAGAUGCGCCUGGAUGUCAACAAGAUGGACCCCCAUGAGAACAUCUUACUGAGCACUCUCGAGAUAAAAAAUGAAAUGGCCACAUCUGAGGCUGUGAUGGGACUUGGAGACCCCAGAAGCACAAUGCUAGCCUAUGAUGCCUCCAGCAUCCAGUAUCGGAAAGCCGGGUUGCCCAGGCAUAGUUUUGGCCGAAAUGCUCUGGAACGACAUGUGGCGCAAAAGAAAAGUCGCCUGAGGAGACGCGCCUCCCAACUGAAAAUCACCAUCCCUGACUUGACUGAUGUGAAUGCCAUAGAUCGGUGGUCCCGCAUAUUCUUCCCAGUGGUUUUUUCCUUCUUCAACAUCGUCUAUUGGCUUUAUUAUGUGAACUAAAACAUGGCCUCCCACUGGAAGCAAGGACUAGAUUCCUCCUCAAACCAGUUGUACAGCCUGAUGUAGGACUUGGAAAACACAUCAAUCCAGGACAAAAGUGACGCUAAAAUACCUUAGUUGCUGGCCUAUCCUGUGGUCCAUUUCAUACCAUUUGGGUUGCUUCUGCUAAGUAAUGAAUACACUAAGGUCCUUGUGGUUUUCCAGUUAAAACGCAAGUGAUUUGUACACAUGGUGGCUAGACAGCCUGAGUGCUCCAUGUUGUCUGUUUAGUAUGCAGCCUACUCAGAGGGGAAUAAUUUGGAAGAUAUUCUUAGAAGGCUCAACAGCAUUGUCAGUCAUUUGGUCAUAACCAGAUACUCCUCAUCUUCCUUUUUAAGGUCGGCAUGCUGUUGAGAUGGCAUUGUCCUUAUGAAACAUUAUCUGUAAUGCCAUGCAAACACAUUACUCGAAGAUGAUCUAUGAUUUUCUUACUAAGAUGAUAAUGGUGUCAUGGGAAGAUUAUUCCCACUGGUUUCUAAAAGAUUCUCUUGUGAUUUGAGCAGGCUAGGGGAAUCAAGACAGAGACUCAGGAAACCGAUUUGGCCAGUCUCUUUGCUUGAGCACGGAGAAUCAACUAUGAUGUCUUUCAUUUUGGCAUUUAGAGAUGAGGAGACUUCUGGACAAUAUCAUGCAUGGUGGCCAAGAAUAUUUUUGCUAAACGGCUAUUUCCUAGGUGGUUAAAGUAAGAGUUAACAACACAGAGCAGAGUAGAAAAUCAGAAACGACGGUUGUAACAAAAAGCAAGCAAGCAAGAAAGCAUGACCCUUAUCAGCUCCACACAGCAUCUGGUCUAUACAUACUGUGUCUAGUGGCAAAGGGUGAGUAAGAGAGAUUGUUUUUCCAACAUCACUAGCUUUUGACAGCAUACCUAAAGAGGUUUUUAUAGUUUAAUCAAAGAUAACCAUGAAAUACAAAAAUUAGAGAAAUGAGAAUUGUCUUAGAUAUUCAGGUUAGAUUCAGAGUCAUUCAAAUAUACAAAUACAGAGCACAAACUAGCAAACAGAUUGUUUUUCUCGGACGAAGUCAGCUGUCCCUGCAAUUUUUGUCCCUAUAAUUUUAUUUCUGAAUUUAAUAGAGUAUUUCAAGAGAAGGAUUUGUUCAUCGCUUUAAAGGAUUCAUGGUCCUCUCCAGCUUUUUUUUUGCUUCCAAAAUUCUGAUUAUAUUCUUAGGAGACUGGCAAAGUAAGGCUUUGGAGAGAUUGAGUGAACUAUAUUUUCUUAUAUGCAAUGAAAUUCACCAUUGUAUUUUUCAAAGCAAAUAAUACUUCAAGGAGUAUGAACACACGGAGAGUUAAUUUGUGGAUUCAUUGGUUUGGGGCUUGAUUUUCUUAAGAGUGCUUUCAUUGUAUAUGUUGCAAUCUGCCUAAUCAAGGAAAAUAUGAAAACUAGUGGAAAAUAAUAACAAAGCCACAUUAACAUGAUAAAUGUUAUGAGCCUCAGUUGAUAUUGCAGAAAAAUAUAUAACUGUUAAUCAGGCAGGCAUGAUGUAUUUUUUUUCUAUUUUUAAAUUAUGCCAUUGUGCUUCUUUCUACACUAAUUGGACAUAUGCAUUCAUAUGUUGGACAAGAAGAGAAUAAGCUAAUAUGUCUUCCUUCUAUCAAUAUAAGGCUCAUAUUUUGCUUUUCUUAUAGAAAAUAGUGAAUUGCUAAAUUUUCCUUAAAGUUGAAUUUGAUUGAACUUUUUCUUGGAGGAUGACUUUGCUAUUUCUAUUUUGAAAACAAAGAAAGCUCUUCUUUUUAGAGUAAUAUCCCUAAUUGUGCAUAGCAGCCAGUAUCCACCUGUGAAUAAUGUAUGUUUUCUUGAUUUCUUGUUUCCUUCAUGAUUUAGCAGCUUGGAAUAUGAUGGAGUACUAUUGCCCUUGCAUUCCAGCUGUCCAAGAACAACAACAAACCUUUAUCCUUCAGCUUUCUGAAUUUGCCCCAAAAUGGAAUGGUAUUUUGUUUUUCACCAGUGUAGGAAACCUUGGCCAUUAUAUUUUGAUUACAUAAUCUUGAGCACCUCUGAGUAUCAUCUUUGGGCAGAAUCUGACCAAGAUUCUUCUCACAGGCUCAGAGUAGAGAUUCCUCAUGUUUCUCCAGGACACACUUUCUCCUAGGCAAUCAUUUUGGGGCAUCACACUAAGUAAAGUGCCUGCCCCUUGUCAACAGGGGGUAAAGUUUGACUAAAAAACAUCAGGAAGGAACAUAUUGAUAACUCAGGGGCACAACUCCAAAAUGCCAUUCUGAAAAGGCUCUUCUAGAGUCAACUCAGAGCCCAAGUGUAGAAGUGGGCUCUUAUGUGCAAUCACUGUACAAGCCAUAAAAAUCUUUGAUAUUGCCAUUUAUGAUUACAACAAAAUUUUAGAUAUCCAAGAAAGUCAACAGAACAACCCAGAUCAAAGUGUAGAGAAGCAUCUUUGCAGCUUGAGCCUCAAAAGCAUAAAACCAGGAAUUCAUUUCUGCUCUCAGUGAUACAAGAAACAAGGCAAAGGAAAAAAGAUGGGACCUUAGAAGCAACGCCCUAGAGUAAAAAGCAUACAUUGGCACUCAGUAACCACAGAGAUAGAAACAACUGACUCAGCCUCUCCAGAAAUAACAGUAGAUGUAGAAUUUGUUCUUAAAUAUAUGUUUCGUUGAAUUGAAAUGCAGUCAUCAAAUGCGAGGAGGGGUGCUAGACCUGAUAAGUCUAGGAAGACCAGUCAGCUUGAUAGCCAGUUGUUAAACUAAAGGACCACAAAGGUGUGUUUAGUAGUUCUGAUAUGGGAUUACUAUCAGUUUAUACAUAUGUAUAGAUUUUCUUUUAAUUAUAAACAGCCAGAUAGCCAGCAAUUAAGGUGUUUUUUCAUCUUUGUGAAAUUCAUGGACAAAUUCUGACUCUAAAAUGCACAGUCUACAUGAAAUCUUUGAUCUCAAUCUGUAUAUAUAUAUAUUGUACAUGACUGCUAGUAGGUAUGAAAUGCAUUUCAGAAUUGAAAACUCAUGCAACAUAAUCAUGUGUUUGCAUAAGGAAUGUUAAAAUUCUUUCUACUACAAUUUAUUAACAGGGGAAAAGAUUCAAGCAGUGCCAUCUAGACCUUUUCUCUUCUCAUUUCUUCAAAAGCAGUGCUAAGUAAAAUAAUAAUAAUAAAAAUGGUUUAUGAACCAAAAGACUUUACAUUCUAGCAUUAGGAACACACACAAAAAAAUCUGUCAGCUUACAAAAGCACAACACAUAAAGAAAGAGCAGUGGAAUGCGUAAUGGGGAAAUGAAUCAUGUUUAAAGCAAGACCUGCAUUAAAUUGGCAACUAAGAUAAUUUCCAUUUUCUAUAGGUAACCGUGUUCCAGUUUAAUGAUUACCUUCAUACUCAACAAGAAAAAUGGCAAAGCAACAUCAUCAAAAUAGGUCUUACAACAUAUCUACAUGUAUAUAUGUGUAUAUAUAGAUUCAUAUAAACAUACAUACAUAUAUAUGCAUUCAUAUGUUGGAAAACAAAAGGAAUAAGCUAAUAUGUUUUAUUUCCUUCAUUAAACCAGUAUAUGAGUAUUUUUAAUUUGGCAAACAAAAAUCAACAUACUGAAAUAAGUAAUACAGGGUACUGAGCAUUUCUCUAUCAGCAAAUCAAUGCCUACAGUUUUUAUGAACCAUUGCACAGUUUAACUCGACAAUAGUACUGUACCCCAGAACAUCAGAAGUUAAGUAGUUGUCACAUUGCUUGUCCAAUUGCUCUCUUUUUCAAGGAAACAAAUAACAUUGUCCAUUGGUGAGUCGAAAACAAACAUGUCUUAAGAAAAUGAAAAAUGAUAAAAAUUCCUCCAAAGAGGAAGAAAAAAAAAACAAAAAACUAAACCCCACCAUGUUGGUUAGGGCAAAAUACUAAGUAUUCACAACUGUAGCAAUCAUGCCAUUUGGCUAAAUGUACAGAGUACAUGUAAUGUGAGCAACCAUAACUUUCACUGAACGUGUGUAAAUAUUAAAACAGAUUUCUUAAAUAUUUUUAACUUCUAAUUUGUAUUUUAUGGUAAGGCAAUGUGCUAAUUCUGUUUAUGGCUUAAGUUGAUGUGUUAUAAUAUGUAAAUAAUUAAACAUGCUGUAAAUGAAUAGUCAAUAGAUACAAAUAAUUGUUUAGUUUUUUUCUUAAUUUUUAUUUAUUUUUUACUAAGUACUAUUACUGCAGUGCCCCCAGCAGAGUAAUUUAAACACCCUUUUGCAUAAAUGGUUUGGGAAUCCCAGACAGAAGGGUUUCAAUUUGCUAUCACACACACAGUCACACACAGUCACACACACGCACACACUCAAACACACAUAAUCUUUUGCUCACCCACUCUGUCUCUCUGCCUGUCUAUGGGAAACACUCUACUGUUUAUGUAGUCAAUAUAACAAACAAGAGAUAGCCUUUGAAAUGGCAAUUGGGAAAAGCAAAAAUGAUCAUUGAUAACUUAAUAGACUUUUUUAUAUGUCAGAGUUCAAGAAACCAAAGUUUGCAACUUAAAUCUCAGUUUUCAAACAGUAAAAGUUUGUAUAGAUGGCACUACAGAAAAAUAAAAAUGGUUAUUCCUACCAGCUCCAGAAAUGUGUUACACAAUAUACACUAGAAGACUUUUUUUUAAUAAUAGUAUUUUGUCCUUAGGUAGUAUUGUUCCUUUCAACCAAAGACUCCAGAAUUAUUGAAAAAUGAAAAAGGAAAAAAAAAAUGAGAUAAUGGGGGAAAAAAGGACCCUGCUUCACACCAAAGGUUUAAAAAAAUAUUUUCCAAAUGCACUAGGAACAUUGUAAAAACCAGAAAGGAGUGAACAGAAUGCUAAUGAAGAUACUGCCCUAAAGAAAUCUGUCCAAAAAAAAAAAAAGCAGCACUCUUAAAAAGCUAUUAAGUUUUUGGAAAUUGAAGUAAAAUAUUUCUGUAGAUAUAUUCAAAAUUCUGACAUCAAAUUUUAAUUUGCUUAAAGAAGUUUUAUUUGUGAUGAAGAUCAAUAUGAUUCAAAUGAUGAAAAACAAAACUGUAUGUCCUUUGAGUUCCCAAACCAAAUGUCACUGCCGUGUCACAUCCUCUAAUCUGAUGCCCAUGUGUGUGUCCUUGCGCCAUUUGAAGCAAGUUGACAGUUCCAUCAGUUUGUUUUUGUUUUUGGUUCAAUAAUUUGAGUUCAACCAUCGUCAUUUUAAACAUAAUUAAUCCCAACAAAGUUGCCUAUAGUUUAAUUUAAAUCUCACAGCAUUUUUAAUUUAUUUUGCAUGGGUGUUUAAAUAGUUCUGUUACGAAUAUUGUCCCUGCACAGUUCUAAAUUGUCCUUUUAUAAAAAAAAAAGUGAUAUUCUAGUUUCUUCACAAUGUAGUGAUUAUCAGCCUUACUAAUUACCUUGUAGCCUUUCUUAAUAUGCACAUAAUGCACAUUUUCCAAUGGCUAGAAAAAUGCAAAACACAGUGGAUAUCAUUGCAUCUAUUUUCAUGUCUUUCUAAAAACAGGACUAUUAAAAUCUCUGGGAUACAUGAGAUAGUAAAAAAUGAGGAUUAUAAAUGAAUAGCACAUAAGAAUUAUUUUCUUGAAUUUAAACUUAUUGCAGCCAGUUUCAGCAUGUAAAUAUAUAAUAAUGUUGGCUAGUGUGUAAUUCUUGAACUAAGAAAUAUAAAUAAAAAUAAAAAGAUUGUGUGUGUGGUUUCA